Branchiostoma floridae (Florida lancelet) is the source of this 16441-nucleotide messenger RNA. RefSeq names its product low-density lipoprotein receptor-related protein 1-like. The record is from RefSeq and is a predicted model, not a curated record. The transcript has 95 exons. Bases 254 to 14218 code for a protein of 4654 amino acids. Gene Ontology annotation, molecular function: calcium ion binding; protein binding. Lineage: Eukaryota; Metazoa; Chordata; Leptocardii; Amphioxiformes; Branchiostomatidae.
GGCAAAGCUAAUUGUCUCAGCAAGAGAAAUAUUACUCGUAACAGUCUCGGCUCGGACGGGGGACCUUUCCAGCCUCCGGUCUAGCCAAUACUUUCCGAUAUCUGGACUUAAAAUCCCGCUGGGGGACUAUAGAGGAAGGAAUCGAGAGCGUUACAGGAAUUUGGGGUUGAGAAGGAAGCUAUUGUGAACCGGAUAUUAGCCGGAGUGGCGAGCGGAGAGUGGUACGGACUGCACCGUACGGACGACACACACGAUGCGGGCGCCCCGACUCCUAACCCGGGCUCUCCUUUGCUUCACGGUCAUCGCAGCCGUGCACGGUCAAGACCCUCUAGCACAGCCCGAGCCCGGGACAUGUCGGACUAACCAGUUUCAGUGCGAGAACAAGCGUUGCAUCCCCGCCGGGUGGGUUUGCGACGACGAUUACGACUGUAACAAUGGCGACGGCGACCACAGCGAUGAGACGGACUGCCCGGAUAAGACGUGCGGACCGGGGCAGUUUGCGUGCUUGGAUGGUUUAACGUGUAUCACCAAAGGUUGGCGCUGUGACGGAGAGGAAGACUGUACAGAUGGCAGCGACGAAUCGCCAGAAAUCUGUACCUCGGGCGUGGGUCCAGAGUUGCAGAACUACCAGUGUCCAGCCAACCACUACCGCUGUAUACAGCAGUGUCCGGAGGGUGGACGAUGUACGGACACCUGUGUCCACUUUGACGUGCUGUGUGACAACAAGCCGGACUGUCCCAGUGGUGAUGACGAGGGACCACAUUGUACCUCAUUACCCCGACUGUGUGCCAAUGGGAGGGGAGACUGCGAAGAAGCGUGUACUGUGUCGCGAGAGGGCCGAGUUUGUUUCUGCAGAAACGGUUACGUAGUGAGCCCUGACAGAACAUGUAAAGAUCUGAAUGAGUGCAAGCUCCCAGGUUACUGUGACCAGCACUGUGAGAAUACUGUGGGAUCUUACACCUGCUCCUGUGCACCUGGGUACACCUUACAGUCUGACAAGAAAACCUGCAAGGCUCAAAACAGCAACAGUGCAGUAUUGGUGGUCGCCAACCGACAAAAAUUGGAUAUGCUCAACCUGAAUGGUACCGCCAUACCUGGCAAGGAACUUCUCACAACUGGAGCAAUGGCCAUGGAUAUCUCUCUUGUGGAUCAGAAAAUAUGCUGGGUCCAGGUGGAGGAAGAAGUGUCCAAGAGUAGCUUGCGCUGUGUUCAGAGGAGUAACUUUACCCAGGCUGGAGCACAGGUGCAAAGACUGACUUCAAGUGUUCACCACGUUGAACAGAUGGCAUAUGAUUGGAUGACCGGGAACAUGUACUUCACGGAUGACGAAGCGGACCGAGUCUUUGCGUGCGACAAACAGGGACGAGUCUGUGUGACCGUGAUCGAAGACAGAAUCGCUAACCCACGAGGCAUUGCACUGGACCCCACCAGGGGAUUGAUGUUCCUCUCUGACUAUGGCUCCACACCAAGGAUCGAGAAAGCACACAUGGAUGGCACCAACCGAUCCCAGAUCGUCACAAGCAAGAUUGUCCUUCCCCACGGGAUAGCCCUGGACAUUGUGACAGAGACAGUGUACUGGGUUGAUGCCUAUCUCAACUACAUCGAGAGUGUUGACUACAAUGGAUACAACAGGAGAACAAUUGCUCAUGGACCAAUGGUGGAGCACCUGUACGGUAUCACAGUGUUUGAGCAGUACCUGUAUGCCACUGACUGGCACGAGGACACCAUCAUCCGUGUGGAUCGCUGGAACACCUCGGCUCCCAUUGUCACUCUUGCCAGGGACUUUAACCAUGCUGGCUCUAUCAAAGUGUUCCACCCAGUAGUGCAGCCAAUCACUGACCAUGCCUGUAGGAAUAGCGAGUGUCAGGACAUCUGUCUGUUGGCUGGAAGUAAGGACGCCAAAAUCUGUAGAUGUCGACCUGGGUUCACCCUGAAGCCUGAUGGAAAAUGUGAAGCCUCCACAGAUGACACGUUCCUGAUUUACAGUAAGAGUCGGCCGGGCGUCAUCAAGGGAAUCUCGCUCACGCCAGACGACUACACUGACAAGAUGGUCCCCAUCGAACACCUGGACAACCCACGUGCCUUCGACUACCACGCCGCGACGUCCUACGUCUACUUCUCGGACCCGACCCAGUUCAGGAUCGGUCGGCAAAAGAUCACCGGAGAAGGCCACCAGAUUCUGGUGAACUCCACGUUUUACAAUGAGGACGGUGAUUUCGUGAAGGGUGGUUUGAAUAACUGUGAGGGUGUUGCCGUGGACUGGAUCGGAGGUAACUUGUACUGGACUGAUGACGGAUUGAACACAAUCAGCGUUUCGCGUCUUGACGGGACCCAUCGUAAGACGUUGAUUUCUGGCAACAUGACCCAUCCCAGGUCUAUUGUUGUGGAUCCCACCUCUGGAAUGAUGUACUGGUCGGACUGGGUCGAUGACAUCACUGACGAGAGGUUUGCGAAGAUCGAGCAGGCGUGGAUGGACGGAACCAACCGUAAGGACCUUGUGAACAGGGAGAAGACCACCAUCCUGUGGCCGAAUGGUCUAGCCCUGGACCACUCCAGCAACAAACUCUACUGGGCUGAUGCCUUCUAUGACAAGAUCAUGAUGGUGGACUUGACUAAAGGAGAUGUUAAGGUUGUGUACAAAGGAGACGUACUGAUCCAUCCAUUUGGCCUGGCCCUGCACGAGAAUCACAUCUUCUGGACUGAGUUCCGUACGGGGGAGAUCAAGAUGUUAGACCUGAACAACAACAACAGCAUCUCACACAUCAAGUCUGAUCAGGCUCCACUGUUCGAGAUCAGGGUCUACAGUAAGAGUCUUCAAACUGGUUCGAAUGCCUGUGCCUCCAACGAUAACGUGUGUCCCUCCCUCUGCCUGAUCACCCCUGGGAACAGGGCUGUGUGCAGCUGUCCUGAUGGACAGGAGGUCAUGCAGGAUGGCAAGAACUGUGAAGACAUUGCCAACUACACAUCAUCCCCCCAGUGCAGCUCCACAGAGUUUGCGUGUGCCAGUGGACAGUGUAUCCCUGAGCGGUGGAAGUGUGACGGGGACAGGGACUGUCAUGAUGGUUCUGAUGAACUACCAUCUGCAUGCACGGGCCACACGUGCCAGCCUAACCAGUUCAGGUGUAACAGCAGCAGGUGUAUCCCUGACCGAUGGGUGUGUGAUGGAGACAAGGACUGUGGGGAGACCGGGGAGGAUGAAAUCGGCUGUAAUGAGCGGACGUGUGGUCCCGGCCAGUUUCAUUGUAACAGCAGCCGCUGUAUCCCCGAGAUGUGGGUGUGUGAUCGGGACAAUGACUGUGGAGAUGGGUCUGAUGAACCCACUUCCUGUGAACACCCCAGCUGUGACCCCACCCAGUUCCAGUGUGAUAACGGCCGCUGUAUCUCUCCCAGCUGGAGAUGUGACACAGACAACGACUGUACGGACAACUCUGAUGAGAAAGACUGUACAUACUCCUGUAACAACGAGACGCAGCACAAGUGUUUGGACACCGGACGCUGUAUCUCCAAACGCUGGGUCUGUGACGGAGACUACGACUGCCAGGACCAUAGCGAUGAACCCGAUUCAUGUGCAGCCAGUACCAACUCCCCUGCCUCCUGUGAUGAAGAUGAGUUCCAGUGCCACAGUGGACAGUGUAUCCUGGCCAGGUGGAGGUGUGACAAGGAUGAGGACUGUAUGGACAAGUCUGAUGAGUUCAACUGUACAGGAAGUGAACGUCCGUGCGAUCCGGAACAAGAGUUCACCUGUAAAAAGAGCGGUGAGUGCAUCAGCCUGGACUGGCGCUGUGACCAGGAGGAAGACUGCGAGGACGGCUCGGACGAGCGGGACUGCAAAUCCACCUGCGACCCUCCCAACCGCACCUGCGCCAACGACACCUCCAUCUGUCUCACCCCCGAGAAAUUCUGCAACAAGAAACGCGACUGUCCCGACGGCUCGGACGAAGGGAAGCUCUGUGACAUUCUCGACUGCGACAUCAAGAACGGCGGAUGUAGCCAUAUAUGUCAGCCAUGGCCAAUGGGAGUGGUGUGUCUGUGUCCGGAUGAUUUACGGCUUGGCGCGGAUAAUAAGACGUGUGAGGAGGUGAAGUGGUGUGAGCAGCUGGGCAUCUGUAGUCAGAUUUGUACACCGGUGGGGAAGUCUUACCGCUGUGAGUGUCAGCAGGGAUGGGAGCUGGAACCUGAUGAGUAUACCUGCAGGAGUACUGAUCCUGCCACUCCCUACGUUGUUUUCUCCAACCGCCAUGAGCUGCGGCGUAUCGACCUGUCAUCUAAGGACUUCCAGUACCGCGUGCUGGUACCUGGCCUGCGGAACACGAUAGCCAUCGACUACGACCUGUCCACGAACUCCCUGUUCUGGACAGACGUGGUGGAGGAUAAGAUCUUUAAAGGAAACAUGAGCUCAACAGGAGGUAUCUCCAGUAUCCGCCCUGUAGUCCAGACUGGUUUGGCUACAGCAGAGGGUCUGGCUGUGGACUGGGUAGGGAAGAACAUGUACUGGGUGGAGAGUAACCUGGACCAGAUCGAAGUGGCGCGACUUAACGGGAUGUACCGUACCACGCUCAUCGCCGAGGAGAUGGAGAGCCCUCGCGCCAUUGCGCUGGAUCCACGUGUUGGGUACCUGUUCUGGACAGACUGGCAGUCUAACCGUGCUCGUAUAGAGAGGUGUGACAUGAGUGGGACGAACCGGAGUGUGAUCCACUGGGUGGCUAACGAUGGGGGCUGGCCAAACGGUCUGACUGUCGACUACCUGGACAGCAGGAUCUUUUGGGUGGACGCAAAGUCUGACUCCAUCACCUCAGCUGACUAUGAGGGAGGUUCUGUGAGGAAAGUGCUGUGGGGACAUCGUCACCUCAGCCAUCCCUUCUCCAUAUCUCUGUAUGCUGAGAAGGUGUUCUGGACAGACUGGAGGACCAACAUGCUCGCCUCGGCCAACAAGUACACCGGUGGGAACUUCACUAUCCUACAGCGCACAAGCACACAGCCGUUUGACCUACAGGUCGUUCACCCCACCAGACAACCCUCUGUGAACCACCCCUGUGCCAACAAGACAAAGAACGACUGUUCCCACCUCUGUCUGAUCGGGUACAAUGGGGCGUAUGCCUGCCGCUGUCCGCAACGCUACAAGCUGAAGGCUGACAACAAGACUUGUGAAUUGGAUGGCAAGUUCCUCCUGUAUGCCCGUCAGUUAGAAGUGCGCGGUGUGGACCUCCUCAAACCUUACUACAACAUGAUGUCAGCCCUGACCCUCCCACACAUUGGGAACGUCACAGCGGUGGACUUUGAUGCUCUAGAGGAGAGAAUCUACUGGGUGGAUCUGAGGUUCCCUGCUGUCAGGAGGGCAUUCCUGAAUGGUUCUGAUGUGGAAACCCUGGUCACUUCUCAAGAUUUGACCAACACUGUGGGCAUAGCUGUGGACUGGUUGUCCAGAAACCUGUACUGGACUACCAACUUUGGGGAGAAGAAGUCUAUAGUGGUGUCCCAGCUGGAUGGGUCCUUCAAGAGAACACUGAACAUGUCACUUACUGCUCCUGGAUACAUGGCUGUACAUCCAUCAGAAGGUCUGAUCUUCUGGUCUGAUGGUGGUGAUGUUCCUUACAUCGGACGGGCGAAUGCCGAUGGCAGUUCUGUGUCACAAAUCGUACAGAACGUCACCACAAUGAGCUUAGCAAUGGACCAUGUUGGGAAGAGACUGUACUGGAUCAACAGUAACAGAACUGUCUCCUCCUGUAACCUGGAUGGGACUGACAUGAGGACCAUCGCUGGGGCUGUACAACAGAACAUGAGCAGGCCACAUGCACUAGCUGUGGGAGGUAACCUGAUGUACUGGGGAGAUCAUGCCUCGGAUCAGAUAAUGGUCGCCAGCAAGGUUGAUGGUAGCGGCAUGAAGGUGUUCCGUGGUCGUACUACCAAGGUCAUGGACAUCAAGAUCUUUGACUCUGAUGUACAGACAAGAACAGGACCCAGUGGCAGUAGCCCAUGCUCUACCAACAAUGGAGGCUGUCAACAGCUGUGCUUGCCAGCUGGUGCUGUGAAGCGGACCUGUAGCUGUACAGCUGGCUAUGAACUCCAACCUGACAAUAUGAAGUGUACUGGAUUGAGUGAAUUCAUCCUGUACUCUGUGCAUGAAGAAAUCCGAGGGAUCCAGCUGGAUCCUCAGCAGACCAAUGAACAGUCAGAUGCCCUGUCACCCAUCCGAGGCAGCGCUCUAGCUGUAGCCAUCGACUUUCUUGCAGAAAAUGACACCAUCUACUGGGUGGACACUGCCAUGAAGUCCAUCCAUGUGAGUAACCGUAACCAGACCUGGCAGGACACCAUCAUCACCACAGACAUGGGGCGUGUGGAGGGACUGGCUGUGGACUGGGUCGCCAAAAACAUCUACUGGACUGACCAACAGUUUGACCUGAUUGAGGUUGCUCGCUGGAAUGGUUCCUUCCGACGUGUCAUCGUCUCUACAGAUCUGGACAAACCACGGGACAUUGUGGUGCACCCUAUGCUAGGCUACAUCUUCUGGUCCGACUGGGGUACCCAGCAGAAGAUCGAGCGAGCUGCCAUGGACGGUUCACAGCGAAUCGUCCUCUACAACGGCACCGGUCUCCAGUGGCCAAACGGGAUGGCAGUGGACUACCAAACCAACAUGGUCUACUGGGUGGACGCUAACAGUAACCGUAUCGAGCGGAUAGGCAUAGACGGCAACAAUCAUAGAUACAUCUUGACAACUGAGAAUCAGGACCUCUUUGCUAUCAGUCUGUAUGGAGACAACAUCUACUGGACAGAUAGGACCCAUAAGAGUGGUGUGAUAAUGAUGGGAAACAAGGACAAUGCCACAAUCAACCAGCGUACACUUAGGGACAACCUGGGCAUUCAGCUCAAGGAUAUAGCUGUCUUCUCUCAACAGAGACAAAAUGGUACCAACAUCUGUGGCCCCCACACUGGUGCAGAUGGUAAGAUUGUGGAGAAUGGUGGAUGUGAACAGCUGUGUCUGUAUGUGGGGAACAACAAGAGGAAAUGUCGCUGUGGACAUGGCAUGCUGGCUGAUGACGGCACAAGCUGUAAACCACAUGAUGCGUACCUGCUGUAUUCUGAGAGGAUCAGCCUGAAGAGUGCUCAUGUUAUAGACUCCAAGAAUAGGCCGAUAGAAACUAUUCAGCUGAAGGAUAACAUGAGGAAUGUGAUUGGCCUGGCGUUUGACUACGGAAACGGGACCAACAAGAGGAUCUUCUACAGCGACAUUCACCAUGGCAACCUCCAGUCUGUGUACGAAAAUGGGACAGGACAGAAAAUCAUUGUGGAAAAUGUUGGAUCAGUUGAGGGCCUUGCCUACCACAGGAGAAAUGACGAACUGUUCUGGACGAGUUACACGGACUCCAACAUUCGCCGCUUCUCUCUGAACCAGACCAAGCCAGGAGCGCGGAACGAGACCAUCGUCGUACUGUCCCAGGAGGACCACCCUCGUGCUAUCGUGCUGGAUGAAUGUCAAGGGCGUAUCUGGUGGACUAACUGGAAUGACAAGAGUCCGAGCAUCAUGACGUCGUACAUCGGUGGCCAGGAGGUGGUGUCUAUCGUGCAGGGGAGUGACAUCCGUACACCUAAUGGUCUAGCGAUCGACCACGCGGCAGAGAAGCUCUACUGGUCUGACGCCACUCUGGACAAGAUCGAGAGAUGCAACUAUGAUGGCAGCAACAGAGUGGUGAUCCUACAAGUGGAGCCAGUGCACUCCUUUGGCCUGGCUGUGUAUGGUGACUACAUCUACUGGACAGACUGGGUACGGCGUUCUGUCAUGGCUGCCAACAAGCUGGACGGCAGCAACGUGAAGGUUCUACGCAGCGACAUCAGUCAGCAACCAAUGGGAAUCAUCGCUGUUGCAAAUGAGACCAACAACUGCAUGCUGAGUCCAUGCCGUACCCUGAAUGGAGGAUGUGACCAUGAGUGCAGUGUCUUGCCUACAGGACUGGUCAACUGUACCUGCCGCCCUCCUAAAGUACUCAUGGACGCCACACGAUGUGUUGUACCUGAGGUGACCUGUUCCCCCAGCCAGUUUGAGUGCAGUGCGAGUGGCUGUGUGCCAUAUGAGGACUCCUGUGAUGGGGUACCAGAUUGUGAAGAUCGUACUGAUGAGGCAAAGCCUUACUGUGCCACUCGUGAGUGCCGUGAUGGUUGGAAGAGGUGCCGCAACGGUCGCUGCAUCUCUGAGCAGAAAUGGUGCGACGGGAAGAACGACUGUCAUGACAACUCUGAUGAGGACAGAUGUGAUGAGAGAAGCUGUGCCCCAGGAGAGUUCCGCUGUAACAAUGGGCGCUGUAUCGACGAGUCCCUGAGGUGUGACCAGAGAAUCUUCUGUGACGAUGCUUCAGAUGAGAUUGGCUGUCCUCCAGUUGACUGCAGUACAUACAGAGAACGUGGACUGGAGGAAGUUCUAUCUGGUUACAUCAACUGUAACAAGACAAGUCUGUGUAUCCUCCCACAGUGGAGGUGUGAUGGGGAGAAUGACUGUGGAGACAACUCUGAUGAGGAAGACUGUUUCUGUGGAAGCAGUUACUUCCAGUGUGCAAACGGACGCUGCAUCCCGGAGUCCUGGAAAUGUGACAACGACAAUGACUGUGGCGACAACUCGGAUGAACCACCUAGCUGUUCAUUCUCGUGCACAAAGGAGCAGUUCACCUGUAACAACUCCCGGUGUAUCCCUCUGAACUGGAAGUGUGACGGGGAACAAGACUGUGAGGAUGGGUCUGACGAGUCUUCUAACCUUAUGUGUGAUCGGAUCACGUGCCCGCCAGAACAGUUCCGUUGUGUGGAGAAUGCUCGGUGUAUCCCCAAACACUGGACUUGUGAUGGUGAUAAUGACUGCCCAGAUGCCUCAGACGAAAUGGCCUCAGCAAACUGCACCUUUACAGAGACAUGUGACUCAGAUGAGUUCCAGUGCCAGAACAGACGCUGUAUCCAGGCUGCCUGGGUAUGUGACCAUGACAACGACUGUGGGGACGGAUCUGACGAGAAGGAAUGCACGUACACGACCUGUGCACCGGACCAGUUCCAGUGUAAGAAUGGGCGAUGUAUCCCCUCUACCUGGACUUGUGAUAGAGACAAUGACUGUAACGACAACUCUGAUGAAGCUCCUUCCAAUCCUAAGUGUGAGACAUCCUGUAGUGAAGAGGAGUUUAUGUGCACACAAAGUGGCCAGUGUAUCCCGUGGAACAUGACAUGUAAUAACAACAAGGACUGCAGCGAUGGGUCAGACGAACCCACAGACCUUUGUGGGAGAAAUGAGUGCCUGGAUGCAGAGUUUAACAACUGUACCCAGGUGUGUAAGGAUUUGCCCAUCGGUUUCAUGUGCCGCUGCCACAAGGGGUACAGGAUGAACGGAUAUGUCUGUGAGGAUAUCGAUGAGUGUAAUACAGAGUUCCCCUGUAGCCAGUAUUGCGUCAACACCUAUGGCAGCUAUCGCUGUCGAUGUGCAGAGGGCUACAACAGGGACCCGGCACAACCUGGGGUCUGCAAAGCAGCUUCAGAUGUGAAGCCAUACGUGAUGUUCUCCAACCGCUACUACAUCCGUAAGGUGGAUUUCUCCGGCAGGACAUACGAGAUCGUGCUUGGGGGGUUGAACAACGCCGUUGCCUUGGACUUCGACAUUAAGGAAGAAAUGAUAUACUGGACAGAUGUCACUACACAGAGGAGCAUGAUUCGUAGAGCUCAUGUUAAUAGCUCAAACUUCGAGGUUCUCCACAGUACAGCCUUGAGUAACCCAGAUGGGAUAGCUGUAGACUGGGUAGGGAGGAACCUGUACUGGUGUGACAAGGCUAAGGAUGUGAUCGAGGUGUCCAAACUGAAUGGGGACUACAGGAAAGUACUGUACAAGGAUGGGCUGAAGGAACCACGAGCCUUGGUGGUGGAGCCACAAGGAGGAUACUUGUAUUGGACAGACUGGGGAGAGAACCCCCACAUUGGCCGAGCCUGGCUGGACGGUAGCCAUGGUCAGGUCAUCAUCAACAGUACCAGGACCAAGAUCGGCUGGCCAAACGGACUGACCAUAGACUACGUCACCAAGAGGAUCUUCUGGGGAGACGCAAGGGAAGAUCACAUCCAGUUUGCUGAGGCUGAUGGCUCCAACAUUCAAACAGUUAUCAGUGAGACCGGUAUCCCCCACAUCUUUGGCCUGUCGCUGUUUGAAGACUACAUCUUCUGGACAGACUGGGAGACUAAGGGAGUCCACAAGGCCCACAAGUACACUGGGGCUAAUGCAACCCAACUGGUGACAUCUGUGCACCGACCCAUGGACAUCCAUGUUUACCAUCCUUACAGACAAAGGAGUGUACCCAACCACCCAUGCUCAGUAAACAAUGGCGGCUGCCAUAACCUGUGCUUGUUACAACCCGGCGGGAAGCGUACCUGUGCAUGUGCCGAGAACUUCUACCUGGCCUCGGAUGGAAAGACCUGUCUCUCCAACUGCACCUCCAGCCAGUUCGAGUGUGGCAACUUCAAGUGUAUCCCCUUCUGGUGGAAGUGUGACGGGGAGAAUGAUUGUGACGAUGCCUCGGAUGAACCAGCCAGCUGUCCACCCUUCAAUUGCCGCCCUGGCCAGUUCCAGUGUAACAACACAGAGUGCACCAACCCUGCCUUCAUCUGUGAUGGGGACCAGGACUGUACGGAUGGGUCUGAUGAGAAGAACUGUGAACACCACACCUGCCUGCCGAACCAGUUCAAGUGUAAGGGAGAGAACAAGUGCAUCCCUGGGAUCUUCAGAUGUAACGGUGCUACCAACUGUCAGGAUGGCAGCGACGAGGAAAACUGUCCUGAGAGAACCUGUGCAGCGAACCAGUUCAAGUGUAACUCGUCCAAGAUCUGCAUCCCGCGUGUGUGGAUGUGUGACGGAGACAACGACUGUGGCGACGGCUCGGACGAGCCUAACAACUGUACCGCACGGAGCUGCUCUGAGAACGAACUCCGCUGUAACAACACAGGUCGCUGUAUCCCAGCAAGAUGGCAGUGUGACGGUGACAACGACUGUGGAGACAAUUCAGAUGAGCAAGUCGGUGUCUGCAGUGCCCGGACUUGUGAUCAGUACCAGCACCGCUGCAACAACAACAAGUGCAUCCCUGCCCGCUGGAGGUGUGACUAUGAUGAUGACUGUGGGGACAACUCGGAUGAAGACGGAUGCACACCACGGCCAUGCUCUGAGAGUGAGUUCCAGUGUGAAGACAACCGCUGCAUCCCCGGGCGCUGGAAGUGCGAUGGCGACCACGACUGUGAGAACGGAGAGGACGAACAAGGCUGCUCGGCUACCUGCCAGACGAACCAGUUCCAGUGCAGCAACGGACACUGUAUCCCAAAGGGCUGGCACUGUGACCGGGACAGGGACUGUCUGGAUGGGAGCGAUGAAGAGAACUGUGAAAUCACAGCGCCCCCGGGUGUUCUGUGUAACGAGGCAGAGUUCCAGUGUAACAACACGCUAUGUAAACCUCUGUCCUGGAAGUGUGAUGGGGAGGAUGACUGUGGAGACAAGUCUGAUGAAGAAGCCUACAUGUGCCAGAACUUUGUGUGCCCGCCGACCCGCCAGUUCCGUUGCCGUAACAACAGGGUGUGUUUACCUAUCUCCCGACGGUGUGACGGCUUCAGCCACUGUGACGACAACUCUGAUGAAAUGGACUGCAGAGCACCGGCAGAGGACAGAAUUUGCACAGCAGAAGACUUCAAGUGUCUUUCAACCAACAGAUGCAUCAAGUUAGACCUGGUCUGUAACAACUACGACAACUGUGGGGAUGGGUCGGACGAAGGGCUAUGUGGUCCACCCAAUGUGAAUGAAUGUGCGACCAACAAUGGGAACUGUCAGCACAAGUGUACAGACCUGCCCCGUGGUCACUACUGUACAUGUAGGGACGGCUAUGCCCUGGGCGCAGAUCUUACCACUUGUGAAGAUAUUGAUGAAUGUGCAGACUUUGGAAGAUGUUCCCAGAUCUGCACUAACACCAAGGGUUCCUACCACUGCUCCUGCUCUGCUGGCUUCAUGAAGGCACAACGUGGGAAUGGGGUUGAGACGUGCAUCGCUCAAGGCGAUCCGGACUAUUUGCUCAUCGCCGACGACAACGCCAUCAAAAGAAUCAACCCCGACAGCACACACGACGGGGCCGGCGACAGUUUCGUUGGUAACGACGAAACACGUGUGGAGAGCAUGGACAUCGACGUACAGUCCAACACCGCGUUCUGGAGCAACGCCCACACCAAUAGCAUCUACAGGGCGGCCAUACAGCUGGGCAACGGGAGACGGAAACGUCAGGCUGAUAUUAUCAAGUUAGAUAUCGAUGAUUUGGAGGAACCACGAGGGAUAGCCAUAGACUGGGUGGGUCGCCAUAUCUACUGGACUGACGCCAGGAAGGACGCCCUGGAAGUGGCAGAUCUGGAUGGUACCAACCGUAAAACUCUCCUGAACACCGGUAUGGACCGGCCGCAUUCUGUGGCUGUGGACCCUAAAAAUGGAUAUGUGUUCUGGACAGACUGGGGCCUGUCACCAAAAAUCGAGCGGGCGAGACUGGACGGUUUGGAGCGGAGAGUUCUGGUGCGCGAGGACCUCCAGUGGCCCACAGGGCUGGCCAUUGACUACCAAAACAGGCGCCUGUAUUGGGCGGACGCUAAGAAGAACACCAUUGAGAGCAUUGAUUUUGAUGGCAAUGGCAGGGUAGUGGCAGCCAACUACAGUAAAGGAUUGCGUCAACCUUACCUGAUCGACCUGUUUGAAGACAACAUCUACGGGACCACGUACCUGACAGGGGAGGUGUUUAAGGUGGACAAGUUUGGACGUGAUAACGUCACGGUCCUGGCCAACAACCUGCAGCACGCUUCUGAUGUGGUCAUCUUCCAACAGUACAAGCAGGAUCAGUCAAUCACGAACCCCUGCAGCUCCUCCAACUGUACCCACCUGUGUUUCCGAGCACCCCUGCCGGGCGGUGGUACGAUCUGCGCCUGUCCCAACGGAGGCAACCUGGAUGGAAACUCCUGUCUCAAUGUUCCAACACCCUCACCAGAACCAACAACAACAGCUUGUGAACAGGCAGGACUGAUAUGUUACAAUGGAGGAACCUGUAUCACCAACGAACAAGGGAACCCCAAGUGCAAGUGCCAUCUCAACUUCCAUGGUCCCCAGUGCAGACGGAACAAGUGUUUCCGCUUCUGUGAGAACAAUGGGCGCUGUGAGCUGAACUCCAUAGAACAGCCAGUCUGCACCUGUGUUGGACAGUUCUUUGGGUCACGCUGCAACACUUCGUGUGAAAACUACUGCCAAAAUGGAGGUACCUGUACUCCCAGCAAUAGAGGGGUAUGUGACUGCCCACCGCUUUAUGAAGGAGACCGCUGUGAAACAAACCGCUGUGACGGCUACUGUAAAAACGGGGCCACCUGUACUGUGCUCUCUGGUCGUACUAUCACCUGUGUGUCGCCUACUACUCCUACAUCUGCAUGCGAAUCUUGGUUCUGUAGUAACGGUGGUGCAUGUGCCAUAGAUAAGCUUACUAACAAGCCACAUUGCAAAUGCCCUGAAAACUUCCAGGGACAACACUGCGAACAGGCAACAGAUCUGUGCUUCGACUUCUGCCAGAAUGGUGGUCAGUGCAGUCUAGACGACAAAAAUCAACCUGUUUGCUCCUGUGGAGACGGAUUCGCAGGAAAACAGUGUACAGAGACUGUUCCUGCUACCAAGCCUGGCAAACGGAAGGGAGAAGGUGGCGAUGGUGGAACUGUUGCUGCUAUUGCUGUGCCAGUUGUACUUGCCCUCAUUAUCAUUGCUGUGAUCUGUGGUGUGUGCUUCUACAGAAAGAGAAGUUCAAGAUCAGGGUGGUUCCCAGUAUCAGUGGAAGCUCUUGAGCUGAAAACUAUGUUCCAACACAAGCGCAUGACCAACAAUGUGGAGAUAGGAAAUCCUACCUUCCUCUAUGACCAAGAGGAAGAUGAUGAAACAGAGCAGUUAGACCCGUCAUUAACUCUGGAUCCAGACAAGACUGUUUCUCCUGUCCCCUGCGCUAACUCUGGACACCAUCAGGUUGAGGACGAUAAAUACCGCUUGGAGUUCUUGCCAACCAACUUCUCGAAUCCUGUCUACGACUGUCUCUACAACGAAGCUAGCGGCAGCUCAAACUCGCUAACGAGUUCGGAAGAGAAGAAAGGACUUCUAUCUCCCUCGGGAAUUCAGUUAUACGAAGACCAGAAUGACCCCUUUGGUGGGUCGUCAGUAGCAUAGCACACACAUUAAAAGCACCUUCCAUUUUGAAACGUGUACAUGUUAAAAGCUGAAAUCUCAAUUGUUUGAUACUGGAACUUGUACAGUCUGUGAAUCGGAGUGACCACUCUUCUGAUGCCCUAUGGGCUAGAUCCUUAAUGUGUACUUUGAUGUCUUACAAGAAUUAAUUUUAGAAUUUGAAUUUCGUUGUUAUGCCACAUGAGGAUGCUUUGUGUAGUCUGUGAGUAAGGCAGGUUCUUAAAAUCACGUAUUCUUAAAUCGAUACUUGAUUUAGGAUAUAAAAUGGUUAUUAAAGUAGCAUUGAAGCUCAUCUGUGCUUGUUAUUGACUUUAUAAAAAAUAGAUGUAAACUGUUUUCCAACGCAGAAAGAUAUCGAUUUAAGACUAGGCAAAUUAACAGAUACCAUUACGGUCUUCCUCAAGGUAGCUGACCCACUAUAAUUUUGGACAUGUGACUUAUUUAUAAGUGAUUAGUCAAAACAGGGAGGAAUGGCGAAGACUUGUGCUGGAGACAACCAUAGUCCCCGACCCUCCUGAUGAGGAUGGGACUAGGUGAGGUGAGGUGAGUCAAAACCUCUGGUACAAUUCUUGAAACCACUUUAAUGUUACACUACAGUAUACCUUUAGAGGAAAGUACAGACUGCUUUGAACUUUGACCCUUUGUUGGAGUCACAUGACCAAAGUGGGUCAUAUGUCCUGAGGAAGGUGAAAAAUUUUCUAGUCUGAAUUUUUUUGCGUGUUGGUGACAGAGUGACACUGGAAUGGUGAGAAUUUGUUAACGUGGCCAGAUGAAAAUGAAUCUGUCGAAUCCCUGCUUCAACCAUGUAACAUACGACCGAAAGAUGUCUUUGCUUUACGUGUAUGUAGUCAGCCUAUAGUUGUGUAUACAUGUAGGAUUUGUAUUUUUUCCUCAAAAGUGUACAAUGUAAACGCCACUAUUUUUGUGUGCAAUAUAGUUCUAUAUGGUGAGUGUAAAAUAUAGAAAAUGCUGCUCAAGUGUUAAAAAAAUAUGUUGACUUAUUUUUCAUUUGCAUCUUCUGUCUUAAGGUUUGGGUAAGAUGCAAAUUUCUGGUAUAUAAAAAUGUACAUGUGGUGGUAUGCCACACUCUUUGUUAGGUACACAUGGAUGGAAUUGUGGAGUUAUGUAUAUCUUUGUACCCUACAUUCUUCCAAGUAUAAAAAUUGGGCUGUCGAUGUAAUACUUGCAAACAAUAUGCAAAAGUUUGGAAAAACGCGAUCAUGCUAAAAAAAGGAACAAUGGCACUAUGUCGUCAUACUAUAAUCCAUUCAUUUUCAAUAAUAGGUUUUCUCUAUCAUGCGUUCUUUGGCUAACUGCCGCUUUAUUGACGAGUUAUAAACUGAGCUGCCAGAUUUUAUUUAAAACUGCUUCGUCAAUAUUAAUGCACGUUAAAUGCAAGUUAACAAAACAGGUAGAAGUUACUGGCACGUGUAUGUAUACAUGUAUGUGCCUGUACUACGUAUGGUUCAGUAUACUACUAAUUCAGUCUUCAAUAACUGGAGAAUUUCUUGUUCAAACAGAGAGUAUUGUAAGAUUUAGUACAUUGACUUUUUUCUUGUAAACAAAAAAAUGAAAUAUUGGUUUGAAAUCACUUUAAUUCAUUGUCCAUGACUUGUGCAUAAAGCCACUUGCGAGCAUUGCUAACUAGAAAAUUCAAGCAAGUUUCUUGUAUAAUAUUGGGUAAUACUUUUGUAUUAUUGUCUUUUACCUUAUGUGAAUAUGAGUAUCGAAUAAUUUAGAAUACAUGAUGAUCACUUGACCACUUCUACACUUGAUUUAAGGGAACCCAGGCAUUGUUGUGUGUUAUGAUUUCAUAGUAAAAUGAUGAUGAUACGCUUUACGAUUCAUCUGCUGUUCUUUUAUCAAAAUUUGAGUCAAUUUGCUUCACUCACUCGUUGGUUCUAUUCAGUGGUUUUACAGAGGACCAGGCGUUAUGACACUAUAUACACCUUGGGUGGGGGUCAUUAGCCCUUAAUUAACAACUAUUGCAUACUUUUGGAGUCUUGCAAACUACACCAAUAAUACUAGAGCCUCCUCUAACCACCAUGUAUGCUUUGUUCUGGUUGUGAGAAAUGUAUUUAUAUAUGCUUCGGUUUAAUGCGUUUAUGUAUAUUGUAUUGCAAAAGUAUCACGCACACCACUUUGACACUGCUGUAAAAAAAAGCUCAGCUCAUCUUAUGAAGAAAUUAAAGCUUUUGAAAUUUU